This is a messenger RNA of Ictalurus punctatus (channel catfish), 4593 nucleotides long. It is a transcript of the gene ercc6l, whose product is annotated as excision repair cross-complementation group 6-like. NCBI's taxonomy places the organism in Eukaryota, Metazoa, Chordata, Actinopteri, Siluriformes, Ictaluridae. Gene Ontology annotation, molecular function: ATP binding; protein binding; ATP-dependent chromatin remodeler activity. The record is from RefSeq and is a predicted model, not a curated record. The coding region runs from base 129 to 3923 and encodes 1264 amino acids. The transcript has 4 exons.
AUUGGUGUAGAGCUUUAGCGGUAUUUGUCUCGGAGUUGUAAUGGUCGGGGCUUUCCGGUGAUGCGCGUGUUUGUGUUUAUUCUUUCAGUGUUUUUAUUUACUUUUCGGAACUAUACAAAUAAAACAAGAUGAUAGAGGCCGAGCAGAUAACUGAACAGUUUAACCGGUCUUUAAAUAUCAAUGAUGCAGACAGGGAGGAGAAAUAUAAAAGGUUCAGACAGCAGGGCAAGGAGGCUGCUCAGCAAGGUGAUCUUGAACUUUCUCUACAUUUUUUCCGUCAAGCGUUUGAUCUGCGGCCGAGCGACAAAAUGCAGAGUCGAAUCCAGCGAGUGGAGGAAGCCAUAAAGGAAAUGGACAUGUCUGAGGAAACGGAUGAGUUUGUGGACGUGCUCGGCAGUGGGUUGAUGAUGUAUAAAGUACUUUACGAUCAGCUGUAUGAGCACCAGAAAGAAGGUGUGGCCUUCCUGUACAGCCUGCACAGGGAUGGGCGGGGUGGCGGCAUCCUUGCUGACGACAUGGGCCUGGGCAAGACGGUGCAGGUCCUCAGCUUCCUGUCAGCGAUGUAUGAUGCCGAGCUGACCAGUCGCACGCUUCUCAUCAUGCCCACCACCCUCAUCAAGAACUGGCUAAGGGAAUUUAAGCGCUGGACACCAGGUCUGCGUGUCAAAGAAUUCCACGGCACCAGCAAAUCGGAGCGCAGCCGAAACCUGGAGCGAAUCCAACGAGGGAGUGGAGCAAUAAUCACCACCUAUCAAAUGCUAAUUAAUAACUGGCAGCAACUGGCGUCAUUCGGAGGGCAAGAAUUCACUUGGGAUUAUGUUAUCUUGGAUGAAGCCCACAAGAUCAAAAGCUCAUCUACAAAGACUGCGAAGAGCGUGAGAGCAGUUCCGGCACGGCACCGCCUCCUGCUCACCGGCACGCCCGUUCAGAACAACCUGCAGGAGAUGUGGGCGCUGUUUGACUUUGCCUGCCAGGGUGCAUUGCUGGGCAGCGCCAAGACCUUUAAAGCAGAGUAUGAGAACCCAAUCACACGAGCGAGGGAGAAAGAUGCCACGCCCGGAGAGAAAGCACUUGGGCUUAAAAUCUCACAGAACCUGUCCGAGCUUAUCAGGCCGUACUUCCUACGCAGGACCAAAACUGAGGUACAGGAUCGGAAGCGGAUUGCACACAGGGCCAAAGAGGAAGAUCAGGAACAGGAAGUGCAGGAUCAGCAGAGUUCUAGAGUGAGUGAGAUCCCAUCUUUAAUGCGUAAGACUGAUCUGAUCGUGUGGACGUACCUGAGUGACGUUCAGGAGGACAUCUACAGACAGUUCAUCUCUCUGGACCACAUCAAAGAGCUGCUAACUACCACACGCUCUCCACUAGCAGACCUCACAGUGCUCAAAAAGCUGUGUGAUCAUCCCAGAUUGCUCUCUGCCCGAGCUGUUACUCAGCUCGGACUCGGGGUGUGGCCAGCCGACUUCCACGAGGAUGAUUGCCAAUCAGCUCCGGGCAGCAGCAUUGUGGACGUGACUGACGAGACGCUGAUCAGUGAGUCGGGAAAACUGCGUUUCCUGCUGAGUCUAAUGGAGAGUCUGAGGGAUGAGGGCAAGCGUACACUCAUCUUUUCCCAGUCCAGGAAGAUGCUGGACAUCAUUGAGCGUGUGCUGACCAACAGAAAGUUCCGUCUUCUGCGUGUGGACGGCACCAUCACGCAACUCGCCGAGAGAGAAAGACGGAUUGCUCUCUUUCAGACAGACGCACGCUACUCUGUCUUUCUGCUGACCACACAGGUGGGUGGAGUCGGCCUCACCCUCACUGCUGCCAACAGGGUGGUGAUCUUCGACCCCAGCUGGAACCCCGCGACGGACGCGCAAGCAAUAGACCGAGCGUACCGUAUUGGCCAGACAAACGAUGUGAUCGUCUACAGACUUAUCACAUGUGGAUCUGUGGAGGAGAAGAUCUACAGACGACAGGUGUUUAAGGACUCUUUGAUCCGCCAGACGAUGGGCGAUAAGAAGAACCCAUCUCGGUACUUCUCUAAGCAGGAGCUGAAGGAGCUUUUCACACUGGAGGACAUGUCCUCGUCCUCCACUCAGCUGCAGCUGCAGUUGCUCCACUCGUCUGCGUGUCGCUCCGACCCUGAGCUGCAGCGCCACAUCUCCUCUCUGAAGGGCAUGAAUGUGUUUGGCGUGUCCCGUCAUGACCUGCUGUUCUCUAAUGAGGAGGAUGAGGAUACUCUGCAGGACGAGGAGCAACAUUACAUUGACCAGCGUGUGCAGAAAGCGCAGGACCUGGUCCAGGCCGAGUCACAGCUGCACAGCCUCAUGAUGGACAACGUUAAUCAGAACACGGAGCCCGCUUGGCUCCGGCUGUCACGGCAACGGGGCCCAGACCAACACGCAGCGAUGGAUGAUGUCAAAACCACGCCACCCUGCCAUAACCUCUGCCCACCUGCCGUGGUGGAUCUCACCCAAUCAGGAUCGGACGAGCUGGAGAUGAGCAUGCAUGGAGGAAUGGAGGUGAAGGAUGAGCAUGUGAUCGAUUUAUCUACACAGGUGACAGACGACAGUUAUGUUGAACGAGUGUUUAAGAGCAUAAAUGAUGAAGAGAGUUUAAUCAUGGAGGAGAAAGCCAAUCAUACACAUUCUCACUCAAAUCAGACCUUGCACAUCUCUCCUUUCAAGCCAUCAGAUUCAUCUGUAGUUCUGCUGGGGAUUGCGUCAAACAUACCAAAAGCAUUAUCAGAGCCUGAUGCAUCUAAACCUCUGUUGGGGGUGGGGUCAGAUUCAUCUAUGGCUCCAAUGGCAAAGUCAGAUUUGUCUAAAUCUAUGGUUGGGGUGGUGUCAGACUCAGAAGAACUGAUGGGUUCAGAGUCUUUCCAAGGGAACUUUAAUCUGCAGCUGGAGGACAGUGCAGAGCUGCUCUCAGAGGACAAGCAGGAGGAUGUGAAUCAGGAAGAGGUGGAGUUAAGUACAGGGGGUGAAGACUUCCAGCUGCAGAUGGAGGAAACUGGAGAGAGGCUCAAUGAGAGUAACAAUGAUGGUGGUAGGCAGAAGUCAGUAUAUUUCACGCCAGCAGACGAGUCCUUGCUCUGCCCCACCAAGAAGAAAAAACGGCAAGUCAUCUAUGAGAGUGAGGAAGAGGGGCAUGAAGAAGAAGAGGUGGAGAAACCUCUUUUGGCUAGUAGCCCAUUAGCUCGCAGCUUCAUGGGCCUCGGAACUUCCACACCCAAAUCUAUGCUGAAUAAUGGCACCAACCGCAGAUGCAGCAUGAACACCUCAGUCGCAUCACGACGCUCGUUAGUAGAGUCACUGCUGCAGGAUAUGGAGGAGGAACUAGAGGAGGGGGAGGAGCCAGAGGAUGAGCCAGAGGAGGAGGGCAGCUCUGAAGGGGUGGUUCGUAUCCAAGAAACUGAAGCUGAUGGAACAUAUGCUUCAUAUGCAUAUGAAUCUGUGGUGGAGGAGGCGGAGCCUUGUAGAGAAACACUUAAUUCAGAACACACGAGUGAGUGGGAGGAGCCAGAGGAGGAGGACAGUGCUGAAGGGGUGGUGCUUAGCCAAGCAUCUAAAACAUCUGAUGAUGAAUCUGUGUUGGAGGAGGCGAAGCCUAGCGAACACAUGCUUGAGUGCGAGGAGGAAGAGGAGUGCGAGGAGGACGAGGAAGGUGAUGGCAUAAAGAGUUUCACUGAUGAAUCCACUGAUGUUGAACUGGCCUCUAGUGAAUUUGUGCAUCAGUGUGCAUCCGCUGAAGUGCAGAGUCCAAAUGAUGUCAAACAUCCAGAGGAAUCGUUUGAUUCACUGGUACAUUCUGGAAAACAGUGUUUGGCUGAAGGGAGGAAACAGGAAGCACUGGACUUUUUUCUGAAGGCGAUUGACAUUAACACCGGAGACAGUGAGAUACAACUGCUCAUCAUCCAACUGUACAGAAACCUGAGUCACUGACACACGUAGUGUGUGGGUGGGUCUUCCAGCUAAAGUUGUUUAGAAUUAGGCCUAGCGUUGAGGAGUGCUUUAUGAGUAAUGCUGUAUGCCAUAUGAGGAGUUUUUUACAUCAAAGCAAGCACUGAUCACGUGUGGACACAAGCGCUGCCUGUUUGCCCUUUUAUGUACGUUAUACAACAUGGCUAAAAAAAAAUUAUUAUAAUGUAUAUUUUUCAAUUAAAGCCCUGAGAUGAACAGCAACAUCUGUUUCAGAUUCAUAUUUACACUUACUCUUGCAAUAUUAACACUAAAUCCCAUUACCUGUAUUUCUGAAUAUUAACAUAUUUGCUAUUUUCAUUAUUACUUAUGCUACUUUAAUGAAUCUUUCUGUACAUAUUGUUGUUUAAUAAUAUAACUCAAUUCAGCUUCUAACAUUUUCACACCCCAACCAGACAUCCAAGAUAGCAAGUAUGUUUGGGCCACAUGUGGAUAUUAUCUGUAUGGCCUAAAUAUGGCACUGCUGAACAGAUAUGGGCCAAAUCGUGACCAUAUGUGUUUUGCCGUAACUUAGGGUUAGGUUGUCGUAUCUAACGACUAGGUUGCUGAAUUUCCUCUAGUUAGUCAAGACAUCCAUCCAUCUUCUACACCGCUUAUCCUUUUCAGGGUCAGGGGGAUACCUGGAGCCUAUCCA